Homarus americanus (American lobster) is the source of this 6371-nucleotide messenger RNA. Its product is annotated as endoplasmic reticulum-Golgi intermediate compartment protein 3-like. Gene Ontology annotation, biological process: retrograde vesicle-mediated transport, Golgi to endoplasmic reticulum; endoplasmic reticulum to Golgi vesicle-mediated transport. Gene Ontology annotation, cellular component: endoplasmic reticulum membrane; COPII-coated ER to Golgi transport vesicle; Golgi membrane. The transcript has 10 exons. The record is from RefSeq and is a predicted model, not a curated record. Bases 1000 to 2187 code for a protein of 395 amino acids. NCBI's taxonomy places the organism in Eukaryota, Metazoa, Arthropoda, Malacostraca, Decapoda, Nephropidae.
UUUUUUUGUGGAUGUGAGAGCAGGCACCAAACGGUUCAUAAGCCCUGGCGGCAGAGUGUUUUGAAAUAUGUCGAUAUGAUUGGCUGUUUACAUCCUGGGAUGAGACGUCACCGCCGCAUUACCACCGAGAAGACACAGUAGUGCGCAUCUAGGUGCCUAAUCUCCCAAAUGAAGUAUUUGCACAAGAAAUGAUUAUCAUAUCAGAACUCACUGAUGAAAAUACAGUAAGAAAAUAACUGAAACAAAUAACUCAUCCCCGGGUCAUUCGUCAAUACUGUAUUAACCAAAAUUACCAAAAUCGAACAGCUCCUGGUUCGAUAUGUUUACAGCUACACAACAAUCGACUCGCGGUGAAAUAAAUGUCAAAUGCCACCAGAGUCACGUUUACAUAUCAUUCUUACGUUUUUCACUGUAAAAUAGUGUUAGUAGGAAUUUAGCCCACCAAGACAAAAUAUCCAGUGGCUUUUUCUUUUGUGUAUAAGUGACAUAGUCUGCAAAUGCUUUCUUGUAACUUCAAAUUUGUCGCUGAAAAUACAGGUACAGUAGUUGGUAAUUUAUGAGGAAACCGCUACCAUGAGAAAACGUUUAUGGAUUUCCUUUGUAUUUUUGCUUACUUGUUGUUUGGUGAUUGUAAGUACAGUAGUUUAGAGAGUGACAAUUUGGUAAUGUAUGAGAACACCGCUAUCACUAGAAGUUGUUUGAUUUAGUUAAUUGUUGGCGAAUAAUGAUGAUUGCGCUGCCGACGCGUUAUUUGUUUUCAUCUUUAUAUUCUUACUAUAUAUUAUCCUAAAAUACUUAGAAAGAACACGAAACAAACCUUUGAAAACCUUGCCUAACGUUUCUUAACUUGUAAAAAUGCUAAGAAUCACUUUUGAGUUUAUGGAUCCCUCCUCAUCUGAGCACCAAGAACAACACCAUCACUUACUAAACCCGAAAACAACGCCAUCACCUUUUAUACACCAAAAACAUGAAUAAGAUAAGCAGUAAGCAGCCAGGAAAAUGGGGUCAACAGUCAAGUCAGUCGCUGACAAGCUUCGACAGCUGGAUGCCUACCCCAAGACUCAGGAAGAUUUUCAAAUUAAGACCCUCUCAGGAGCUGCUGUGGCCAUUGUGGCGGGCAUAAUCAUGGCAUUGCUCUUCCUUUCGGAGCUUUACGACUACCUCACACCAAAACUAGCAGAAGACCUGUUUGUUGACACUACAAGAGGAAGCAAACUAAGGAUCAACUUAGAUGUCAUUUUUCCCAAUAUUCCCUGCAACAUGUUGAGUCUAGAUGCCAUGGAUUUGAGUGGGGAGCAACAUGUUAACAUUCACCACAACAUAUAUAAGCGCAAACUUGACUUAGAUGGCCGACCUAUUCAAGAUCCAGAGAGACAAGAACGAAUUGGUCAUGCAGUAAAGGAAGAUGUGAACGGUACUCAAGAAAACAAUGUCGUACAAACAACAGCAGCCCCAAAGUGUGGAAGUUGUUAUGGGGCAGAGUCUGAAAAAGACCAAUGCUGUAACACUUGUGAAGAUGUUAAGGAUGCAUAUCGCACUAAAGGGUGGGCUUUGCCACCUCUGAAAAACAUAAACCAGUGUGUGAAAGAAGGCAAAUUAGUAGAGUCAUCUGAACUGCCUGAUGAAGGGUGUCAGAUAUAUGGCUACUUGGAAGUGAACAGGGUAGGUGGAAACUUUCACCUUGCUCCUGGCAAGUCAUUCCAACAUAAUCAUCUACACAUUCACGAUGUACAACAGUACAGAACAGCAGACUUUGACCUCUCCCAUCGUAUCCGGCACCUAAGUUUUGGUGUGAACAUACCUGGGAAAACAAACCCCAUUGAUGGCACAGAACUUAAAACAGAGAAAGGACCAAAAACAAUUAACUACUACAUUAAGAUAGUCCCCACCACAUAUGAAAAAGUUGAUGGGUCAACACUUUCUACGAACCAAUUUUCAGUGACCCAGCAUCAGAAGAACAUUCAGAUGGGGAUGGGUGAAACAGGACUUCCAGGAGUGUUCUUCACUUAUGAAUUGUCACCUAUGAUGGUCAAAUAUACUGAGAAACACAAAUCUCUUGGACAUUUCUUGACUGGAGUUUGUUCAAUCAUCGGUGGUGUGUUCACUGUGGCGGGGAUUAUUGAUUCCAUCAUCUAUCAUUCCCAUCGUGCGCUCCAACGUAAAAUUGAAAUUGGAAAGGCAACGUAGAAUAACAUUUGAUUUUAGGUUCUACAUGCAGGUACAGUUGUGCUCUCUGAAUAUUUUAAUAUUUACUCAUCAUGAUUAAUUUGAGGACCUUGUGCAUCAGUAUUUUAGUUUAAACUUUUUUCUUUACAAAGAAAUAUCAAACUCUAUCAAGAUUUAUUAUAGCAAUACAAAUCAAAUGUCUUCAGUAUAUUGUUAUUUGUGUAGUAUAUAUUUUAAAUGAUAAAAUUAUUGAAACUUUACAGCAUGAAGAAUCAGAUCUAUAUGACCCACUUUCGUUUUUUACAAUAUUACGAGUGGAAAUAUAUGUGUGUAUGUUAACAAAGAAAGUAAUGAAAGAUGAAUUCAAAUUGUCUCCUCUAUAUUUGUAGGGCUGGUCAUGGGACAUCUUGGGCUGUAAUGCUACAGUGCCCAUGCCUAAGGAAUUCCCACUUUUCUCAACUGUGAUGGGAAAGGAUGUAGGAAAUGGGAAAAUUGUUUGCCAUGUGCUAUGUCCUUUUCAAGUCUAACAUAAAGAGCACAGUCAGCACACAUCUUCAAUGUCUAUUCUCAUGAGUAUUACUUUAUUAUGAAUUUACUUAAUAUCUGCUGGAGCAUUUCACAUAAUUUUUUUUUCUCCAAAUGACUCAAAGUAUUAUGAUUAUAUAGAGAUACUGUAUAAGAUUUGUUGCGAUUUAAUAUAUUUCUUAUUUAUUAAGGCUACAAUAUACAGUACAUACCAAGAUUGUUACACUUAAGAUGCUAUCUGUCAAAUAUUCUGUUUUAAAUUCUUUCAGCAUGGCUUUCAAGAAGGCAUUUUUUGUAGUAAGAAUUCUAGGGUUUUACAGGAAUAGCUUGGAAAUGUUAGUGAUGUAUUGUGUGAAAAGCUGUUCCUCAUUGUUUUAUUUUUUCAUACUACUGUAUGGGAAAAUUCAUUUUUUUUUUUAUGGAAUGAAUCUGAUGUAUACUGUAUAUAUUUGAAAAUUGAAUAUUUAAUACUUGAAACCCUGUGUAACCUCAGAUUUGUCAUUUAUGAGAGUCACUGAUUACGUUAUAUAUCAGUUUUAUUUUUAUUAUUUUUAAUUGUUUAUUGAAGCCAGUGAAUUAAACUUGUCUGGAAGGAAUCUUCAUUUUAUGAAUGGCAACCCAGUUAGAAAUAGUGGAAAGUGACUGUUGAGAGAUUUUGAUGUCUGGAGGGUGGAAAAUGGCUGUAAAACUUUGAUGACAAUGUGAUAAGGAAAGAUCUGUAGAUAUAAUAUUUGUCUUCUCCCUGGCACUUAAAAUCUUGGUGUUGGUUCUUGUGCAAUGAUAAAGUUGUCUGUCUUUUUAUUAUGAAGGAAUGUGUUAGGAGACUGGUAUAUUCUCUGUGGUGGAAAACUUUUCCCUGAAUUUGUUUGGAGUAAUUGAUUUGUUUUUUGACUGUUACAUAUCAAUUUAGUGUCUUAGAAUAAAUUAUCUGUGGAGAUGUGUGCUGACUAAAGUGUAUAGAGAAAAUUUCUCUUCAGUCCACUUUAUUUUAAAUGUGAGAAGUUACACAAGAAGAUGUGUAAUAGUGGAGCGACAUAGCAAAUCUAUUGUGCAUUUUGUGAUAAAGGUACCAAAAUUGGCACACUUAUUGACUUAGAUAAUGAAGAAAUCUGGAUAUGGUGCCACUGCAUAUUUUGCCCCCGACAACCGUGGCAGGCAUUUUCCAAAAUGGUGGUCAGAAAACUAUGGUGGCAUCCAGAAAAGUCACUUCAAGACUUAUUGCUGGACUAAAAUAGUCGCAGUUGAAAUAAUCAGGUGCUAAAAGACAAGGACAAAGAAGAUAAAUAAAAAUUAAACAUGGUUUUAUUACGUCAUUGGUGAAUACAGUAUGUGAAUUUGCAAGUAGAGUGAGUUGUGGAGCAGUAUUCACCAAUCUGGGAAGUCAAUGAUGGGAGCACAGUUCUUCACACACACACAGACACACACACACACACAGUACUGUGCAUUCAAGUGCAGCCUUUUUGCACUUGCAGCCCUUCACACAUCCCUUCUUGCAUCUGCACGAGACUAGCUCACAACAGGUGUGGGCAGCUUCAGGUAGUGUCAUCCAAAACGGCAUGUACAAGCCUUCUGCAUUCUUCAUCCAGUCCCAGCUGGUUGGUGGAGGCAGCUGUGGUGAUGGUACCAGGGUUUGGCCCCAGACAUGAACCCCCUGGUAGGCUGCCCUUUUGACAUGCUCCUCUAAGGCUGCCUUUAUUGGUGGGAUAACCUGCACAUUUUUCUUUUGGGCGAAUAGGUUCCUUCAUGCCUUGUUCAUGUCCAUGCAUGAGCUGGUUCUGUCAUGCAGGAGGAUAACGAAGCUCCUGAUGAGGUGCAUGAUAUCCUCUGGUAUGACUUUUGAUGCAGCAGAAAGCUUCAGCAGUGCCUCUGUCAGAUCUGGGUAGACAGCCCAUAUUGCCCAGGCAGUCUUUUUACCAUGACCAGAAAAACUGGACACAGUGUCGCACCCUGUCAGGGCAUGGAACAUAGGCAGUGCUCGCGUCUUCUCUGGUCUCAGACAUGCUGCCAUUUUGUGGGCUGCAAGAUAGCGGAAACUCUUGCCAGUGCCAAAUGCCACUCACAGUUCAUCUUCUUUGUGAAUCCCUUGGACCACUGAGACAGCCAAAACCAUGACAACUGUGUCCACAGUCCGGAUCAGCAUCUUAUGGUGGCCAUGCUGGGCUGCAGCAACAUGCGACUGUCUGCUUCUUCGUGAUUGCAUGGGGCGAUCGAUGCCAGAUCAGGGAGCACUAGCUUGCUAAGGACUGCCUGUCCAUCGGUGAUGACAAGCUGCUUGUCUUCCUUGUCAAACCACGUGAGGAGGGGGUCUGACAGGAACUUGAACAGCUCUGUCUUGUUGCUGUCCACCCUGAGGAAGUUCUGCCAGUUUUCUGGUAUGGUAACUGAACCCACCACACGUUUGCGGACUCCUUGUCCACAUUUUGCUCUCGUUGUACAUUACAGUGAAUGAGCAACAUACCUGUCAAACACCAGGUCAAGCCGUGAUGCAGUUUGAAGCUUUGUUGACAUACAUGGGAUGGAGACCUCCUGGGCAUAUUCCUCAAAGUCCUUGGCUGCUGCUGGUUUGAGCAUCUGGAGAACUACACUGGUGGCAGGAGGAGCUUCUGUUUGGGCAACAGAGAGAUCCCCUAAGCAUACAAGGAGGUCACUCUUCGUACAUAGACGGACGCUACCUCCAGCAGAGAGUGCAGGAGGACAUGCUUGAUUUUUGUGGCGAAAGAAUUCUUCAAGGUUUCCAUCCCUUGUCUGACAGCCAAUAUACAGUUGCGAGAAAAGGCUCACGUCAUGCUUGAGAGAGGCCAGCUGCUCCUUUCCUUUGCUUCCCUCACUUGAGAUAGAAGCACUGAACACCUUCAGCCUGUUUCGAUGAAGAAUAGUAUCGACAGACUUGGUUCCUUCCAUCAGACGUUCUCUGGUGAAGGUCUGGAACUGGUCUUGGCCAAUGCUCUUUGCAUUUCUGACAGUCUCAGCUACAGAAGAACUGGCAAUCUCCUUGGUGUGAAGGGCCACCAGAUCCAGGCUUUCCUCCUCAAAAGGGUUACCAAGCUCAUCUAUCACACUGACAUCUGAGUGGACAUCUUUGAUGAAUGAAGUUUGCACACUGGGAAUCUGGUCAUGAUGGUAUUCAUUUUAGUAAUGAUCACCCCCACCACUACAGACAACAACAACUCCAGUGCAUAAAUUGUAGCAAUCAGACGGUUAACAUACUGUUUAAUUAGACUAAUUAGUUUAAUUACUAUUAUUAUUUCUAUACAAUUAUAAUAAAAUACCCUGUAAGUCACUUAGUAGUUUUAGUUCUUUUGCAGUGAAUUAAACUCCACUGUCAACAUACACAGUCACACCCAGCGGGGCAAUUCAGUAAUUGUUAGUGGCCAUUUUGGAUAAUGGUUGCAACGACUGUCAGCAGCUAAAUCUGCAGUGGCACCAUAUCCAGAUCUGUUCACUAUAUAAUAAUCAACAUGUGUGCCAAAUUUGGUGCUUUUAUCACAAAAUGCACAAUUGGUUAAAAUAGUGAGGUUAUGCCUCCCGACUACAAGGAUGUGUUGGAAAAUUAAAUAAGCAUACAGCUGCUCCUCGACUUACGACGGGGUUAGGGACCCAAAUCCAGGUCGUAAGUCGAAAAUACUUAAUACAUAGAAAAUCUGAAGUGGGUGUCUCUUUUUCUUCUCAGCACCGCAAAA